GCAGCGGAAUGUCAACAAACAAACAAUAGUUUCAUUUCGUCGGCAUUGAAUCGUGACUCGUGAGGCCUUGUUGGCUGGGUCUCAUCGGGCGUUAAAGAAAGAACUGAUGAAUGAAGAGCACAAUCCCAAAACCCCACUCAAAAACCCUACCUUUAUUUUUUCUUUAUUGCAGAAUUCGAACAUCGAUUUGGAUACCUGAAGGAGGCUCUAACAGGGCGACAAAAUUCCAAGCACAGAUGAUCAAAUUGCUCAAUGUUUUGAAUUUGUUGACACUGAUAAGUUGAGCACUCUGGGAAGUCUUCCUGUUAUCUCAUUUGAAUAUGUAUUGUCAUUAUCAUCAGUGGUGUUUUCUUCAUUCUGCCCAGUUUUAUUGUUUACAGGCGGCAUCGUUCUGUACGUGCUAUUGUAAUUAGCACUAUAUCGGUUCUCCUAUCUUAUCCUUUGUCAUGCUUCGUGUUCCUUUACUAAUUUCCUAAUAAAAAUUCAAGUAUGACAGUCGUUGAAUCACGCCUGCAACAACUGCCAAUGUGCCUCAGGCUUUACUUCCGUUCGUCAAACCUGUUCAACAACCUAUCUCAGCAAACUCGCUGCUUUGCCAGUAAUUCAUUCCCUUGUAAAGUCUCACAGUACCUUCACCGAGCCAAGCUUAUUGAUUCAAUUCGGCUUGGUCUCCGCUCCAACCAUCCGGAAUCACUCAUCCCUCUCUUAAGUGAUCCCAGUGUGGACUCUUUCGUAGUCUCUAAUGCCCUACGUUCUGCUCCUUCCCCAGAAUCUGCCCUUUCCCUCAUUCAAACUCUUGAAGCCAUUCCUCAUUUCUCUCACACUCAAAAUACUGUCUACACACUGGCCAAGAUCCUAGCCAAGUCUCACCGGAGUUCCGAACUUAAGGACUUGAUAGAUGCCGUCAAUGCUGGCAAGUUCACAAAUGUGGCACGUGUCAGCUUUAUGGACCGCAUGCAAUGGUAUGCUGCUGCUGGAGACCUCGAUUCAGUUCUUUGUGUCUGGAAUGACUUGAGAGUCUCUCAAAAGCGUCCAUGUACUGAGUCUUACAACAUUGUGAUGAGCCUUUACGUCGACAUGGGUAAGGACAUGGAGGCUGUGGAACUUUUCUAUCGGAUGAUUGAUGAAGGGGCAAUUCCUAAUUCGAGAACAUACACAAUUAUGAUCAAGCACCUUGUGAAGUGUGGGAAAGUGGAUUCUGCAUUUGAUGUUUUUAAUAUAUUGCCAUUCAUGAGGAUUAAGCGUACUUUAAAGCAGUAUUCAAUUUUGGUGGAGGGAUUCAGUGCUUUAAAGCAGUUUGAUGCAAUUAAGACUCUGCUUAAUGAGAUGAGGAUUGAUGGAAUUUUGCCUGGCCGAGCCAUGCGAUUGUCGUUGCAACACACGCAAGAGGCAGGAUUUGUGCAUGAAACAGAUGAAUAUCUUAGAGAAAUGUUACCAGAUGAGAGAAUAAAAAAUGUGGGGUUGUCUGUAGAUAGUAGCGAUGAUGAGGAUGUUGAUUUUGACUAUGGAAGUGGUGAAGCUGAUGUAGGAGUCCACUUAAAACCAUGGUUGGAUCCUAGAGCUUUAGCCCAUGCCUUGUGUCAUUGGAGUCCUGAUGAGGUAGCAGCUCUGGGAAAUGCAAAAUUUGUGUGGACAACUCGGUUGGUUUGCAAAGUACUUAGAAAUUUCAAUUCACCAGUAACAGCUUGGGAUUUUUUCUUUUGGGUUGCUAGUCAGCCAGAAUUCACUCAUGAUAUCUACACAGUACAAAGGAUGAUAGUUCUUUUAGCGCGCCAUGGGCAUGUUACCUUGGUUGAUGAACUCUUACUGAAAAUAAGGAGGGAGGGAAUCAGCUUGCCUUUCAGUACCAUCAGAUUGAUCAUUGACUUCUAUGGCAUUUCAAAAAAUGCUGAUGCCGCUCUCAACAUCUUCCGUGAUUGUAAAUUGCUCUGUGGUUCCAUAUCAGAUUCCAAUCUGAUGCUAAUGUAUUCAUCUCUCCUGCGAACAUUGACCAAAUGUAACAGGAAUUCUGAUACUUUUAGUGCACUUGAAGACAUGUUUUCAUGUGGGAUAUAUCCAGAUAUCCAGACAUUUUCAGGUUUGAUGCAUCAUUUUGCACUACAGGGAGAUAUAAAAACGGUGCAGAAACUCUUUACAAUGGUUAGGCAGUGUGGCGUUGAGCCAGAUGCUUAUAUGUUUAAGGUUCUUAUCCAUGCUUACUGUAAGUGCAAGAGAGCUUCUCUUGCUUGGAGGAUUUUUGAAGACAUGAGGAACUUAGAUUUGAUGCCUGAUGCUGCCACAAAAGAAUUGCUUGUGAAGAGUCUUUGGAAGGAGGGCAGGCGGAGAGAAGCUGCUGCUGUAGAAGAGAGAAGUGAGGAAAUAAGAGGCAUCUUGCCACUUGCAUUGCGUGGUCAUGUUUGGACUGUGAGCUCUGCAGAUCUCACAAGAGUUUAUGAUAUCUACUCCACUAGUUUUACAACCUACAGUGGGUAGAGUUAUGCAUGGAUUUGGAAAGCAGAUGAUGCAGUGAAGUGAUCAACAACUCAUCCAUGUGGAAAUUUAAUCCAUACUGUGAUGGGGGGAAUCUAUUGAGGUGAAUUUAUGGCAGAUAUUGGAGUUGGUAUGGUUGAACUUUUAUCCCUUGUGUUAGUUUGUGUUAAUUAAAUCCAUCUCAUCAAAAGGAAAUUAAAAGAAGACAAAGGAUAAGGAGAUGAAUAAGAGGAAGAAAACAAGAAUAUGCUGCAACUUCAUGCUUAUAUUGAGUAAAGUAUAAUCAUUACUCAAGUUGAUUUUUGUAAUGUGGCAUUCUUUUACAUUUUUGAUUCAGCAUGGAUAUAUGUUUUGAGUUUGUUCA
This is a messenger RNA of Malania oleifera, 2833 nucleotides long. RefSeq names its product pentatricopeptide repeat-containing protein At5g66631. Bases 490 to 2472 code for a protein of 660 amino acids. The record is from RefSeq and is a predicted model, not a curated record. Gene Ontology annotation, molecular function: protein binding. NCBI's taxonomy places the organism in Eukaryota, Viridiplantae, Streptophyta, Magnoliopsida, Santalales, Ximeniaceae. The transcript has 2 exons.